AUGGCGGGCAGCGCGGGCCAGGCAGCGACCAAGACCGCGCAGGUGGAGCACGGAGGGUGGCGAUUCAACCAACUGCAGAUUGAAAAUGUUGGUGGCUGUGGGGAGAGCUCAGGGCCUAGGGGCAAGGCAGAUGGCAGCACAAGGCAAGCAAGGGCUCCCCAGGAGGAACGGUAUGUGGCCGUGAAGGAUGAAGCUCCCAGGGGGAAGGACGCAGCCGCACCCCGACACGAUUUGGACAAGACCCCUGGCUCCGAGGGCAGCCUGCAGUGGGAGGCCUGGAUGCAGCUGUGCUUCAAACCGCACAGAGACGUCCUGGGUCAUCGCCCACCCUGGGUACGCAACGUGGUCCCCGCCGCGCCCGCCGCCCGCCGCCCGCUGUGGUCCACCAGCGCCUGCGCCGUCGCCGCCUGGCCCCAGCCACCCGCCGUGGCGACCAUGCCAUCGUCUCAGGUGCGUUGGAAGUACCACCAGAAGUGCGAGAAGACGAUCAACCGGCAGAUCAGCGGGGAUCUCCACGCGUCCUACGUGUACCUCUCCAUGGCCUACCACAUCGACCGCGAAGACUUAGCCCUGAAGAACUUCUCCGCCUACUUCCUGCGCCAGUCACCCAAGGAGCACAAGCACGCGGAGACGCUGCUGAGGACACAGAACCAGCGCAUGGGCCGCAUCCAGCUCCCAGACAUCAGGAGGCUCGACCUGGACGACUGGGGCAACAGGCUCAAAACUAUGGAGUGCGCCUUCCACCUGGAGCAGAGCGUCAACCAGAGCCUCCUGGACCUGAACCGGUUGGCCACCAACAAGGGCGACACGCAGCUGUGUGACUUCCUGGAGAGGCAUUUUCUGCAUGAGCAGGUGAGGGCCAUGACGGAAUUGGGCCACCACGUGACCUACCUGCACAAGCUUGGGGCCCUGGACGCCGGCCUAGCCGAGUACUUCUUUGACAUGUUCACCUUGGGCAACAGCGACAAGGAGAGCUGA
Molecule: messenger RNA, 978 nt
Organism: Trichechus manatus latirostris (Florida manatee)
Lineage: Eukaryota; Metazoa; Chordata; Mammalia; Sirenia; Trichechidae
Product: ferritin heavy chain-like
Exons: 4
Coding region: 1-978 (325 amino acids)
Biological process (GO): iron ion transport; intracellular iron ion homeostasis
Cellular component (GO): cytoplasm
Molecular function (GO): ferrous iron binding; ferric iron binding
Source: RefSeq, a predicted model, not a curated record